AUGGGUCGGGUGCCCAUAACCAUCCAAGACGACGUGCGGCAGUUUCUUUGGAUCGCUAGAAAGCUCCGUGCCAAUGCCAUACUGCCGAAUCAGCUGAAAGGACUGGAGUUUUGGGGGCAGUAUGCGCGCGAAAACAAGAUCGACCGGACCGACCAGGCGCUGCAGACAAGGUAUCGACGGAUCGUAGCUAACCUCUACACAUACCCCCUGUCGGCCGAGGACAUGCUGUUGUUGUACAAGAAGCUUGCGCUCCCGAUCGAUCCCUUCGAUGUUCAGCCGAUGCUAGAGGAAAAAUUCAAGUGCAAGAUCGACCUGCGAAGCCGUGAUUUUACAAUUCGGAGCUAUACCUUUAACGACGAGGAAUCCGGUGGGUCGGGAACGCCCAGGGCUGAUGCUGGAGGCCGGGGACGUCGCAAAAGCAUCCGGGUAGCUCCUAAUGCUACUCGACGUGCAGCCAACGAGGAAGGUGAAGCAAGAGAUACUUCAUUCAAUUUGACUGUCGAGCUCGACGAGAAGUUGGCCACCCUCGACGUGCAUUCUUCGCCGGCUCGCACUGCCAUCGCGGCCCAUAGGGAAGAAAUCAAGAAACAAGGCGCAACUCACUCGUCUCGCGUGUUCGAAUUGAAACGGCUUCGUGCCCCGAUUUCUGUGCAAUUGUCGCCUGGCUCACCAGUUUCCAGCCGCUCUUCGGUCGAUGCUAGGGCCACUCGAUCCGGAAGGCCGUUUACUCUCGACCAGCCAUGCACGUCGAAGGCGUCGGCCGCGGUUGAGAAGCAAAUGAUGGAGACGAGAAUGCGUGCGAGAAAACUGAGCACAUCCCCGAGGCUUCGGCAAAGCCCGCGACAUCGCCGGGCCUGGAUUUCUGACAGUGAUGAACAAGUGAGCCCGCCACCCAAGAAAAGGGGCAAAACGAACACUCCCGUCACUACACCUGCUCCAUCGUCGGCUAAGACCAAUAACAGGGCGCCGCCCAGUCCGGAGCCCAUCGAUUCUCAUGGCGAUGUCAUUCCAGACGAGCCCGUUCAGGAAUGGACCAUAGAAGCCGAACGCGCCUCCACUCGCGAGCUGCUCGAUCAACAUUGCGGUGGCUCUGUCGGAAUUCGGGAUGCGAUCGAACAACAAAUCUUCGAAGCCAGUGCCGGCGAGCAGCAGAGCUACAUUCAACACAAGGAGUCGAUCCUGCAGCUGCUGAAGAAGAACAAGGCCGUGCGGGCGGCGCUGAAGCCCGACUCGCAGCUGACUUCCCCGCCAAUCCUCUAUCAGCCAAAGCCGUUGAUGAAGCAUUGUGUCAAGGAAUGGCACAAACGCUUCGGCCGGGACACCCGGAUGAACCAGAUCGCCGUGACGCACAAGAAGAUCUGGGUCGGACAUCAGUAUAUGGCGACGCUCGAAUUGAGAAAAUACGUUUGGGACCAGUUGAGCGCGAUUGAGCAGCGAGCUUAUAAUUUCUCGGGCAAUUCGGAUGCAUACAAAGAAGCCAUCGAGAAGGCCGGGGACCAGAUCCGCUACCAACUGAAACGUCUCUUCUUCCCGGACGGCAUGGUCAAGCCAAAG
Messenger RNA from Mesorhabditis spiculigera, 1554 nucleotides. NCBI's taxonomy places the organism in Eukaryota, Metazoa, Nematoda, Chromadorea, Rhabditida, Rhabditidae. The record is from the annotation of a GenBank genome assembly.